AUGAGGGCCCUCGUUUAUCACGGGAAGGAGAAAUGCGGGGUCGUCGAGAGACCUAAGCCGACGGUGUCCGCACCCACUGAUGCCGUCGUCAAGUUAUCCAAGACUACCAUUUGUGGAACGGACCUUCAUAUUCUCAAGGGUGACGUAUCUAGCGUCCAACCCGGCCGCAUCCUGGGGCACGAGGGUCUCGGCACCAUCGAGUCCGUUGGAACGAGUGUGUCCAUGUUCAAGCCCGGGGACCGAGUCAUCAUCUCCUGUAUUACUUCCUGUGGGACAUGCGCCAUGUGUCGGCGGAGAAUUGCGUCGCACUGUACGACGGGCGGAUGGAUUCUCGGUAACACCAUCGACGGCACUCAGGCAGAGUUCGUGCGCAUCCCGCAUGCAGAUGCGUCGCUAUACCGCCUUCCGACUGGUGCUGAUGAGGACGAGCUUGUGAUGGUCAGUGAUGUGCUACCCACAGCACUCGAGUGCGGGACGAUCAAUGGGAAAGUGCGACCUGGGUCCAGCGUCGCUAUCGUCGGUGCGGGACCUGUUGGGCUUGCGGUAUUGAUUACGGCGCAAUUAUACUCGCCGUCGACGACCAUUGUUAUCGAUCGUGACCCAGAGCGGCUCGAGGCAGCGAAGAAACUCGGGGCAACUCAUAUUGUGCAGUCGGGUCCGACUACGGUGCAACAGGUCAUGGAAAUUACCGAAGGAAAUGGCGUUGACACAGCGGUCGAGGCUGUUGGUAUCUCCUCGACGUUUGAGCUGUGCCAGGAGCUUAUUGGAGUUGGUGGGACAAUUGCAAAUCUGGGUGUUCACGGAGGAAAGGUUGAUCUGCACUUGGAGAAGCUGUGGGACAGGAAUAUUGCCAUUAAGACACGCCUCGUUGAUGCUGUAACUUCGCCCAUGAUAAUCAAGCUCUUGGAAACGAAGAAAUUGGACGCAAAGUCGUUGACGACUCAUACUUUCCAUUUUGGAGACAUCGAGUCCGCGUAUGCGUCCUUCAAGGCAGCAGCAGAGAACAAAGCAUUGAAAGUAGUCAUCAACUUCUAA
Fibroporia radiculosa is the source of this 1035-nucleotide messenger RNA. RefSeq lists its product as uncharacterized. Gene Ontology annotation, molecular function: oxidoreductase activity. The transcript has 3 exons. The record is from RefSeq and is a predicted model, not a curated record. Bases 1 to 1035 code for a protein of 344 amino acids. NCBI's taxonomy places the organism in Eukaryota, Fungi, Basidiomycota, Agaricomycetes, Polyporales, Fibroporiaceae.